Messenger RNA from Colletotrichum karsti, 2496 nucleotides. RefSeq lists its product as uncharacterized. Bases 1 to 2496 code for a protein of 831 amino acids. The record is from RefSeq and is a predicted model, not a curated record. The transcript is spliced from 5 exons. NCBI's taxonomy places the organism in Eukaryota, Fungi, Ascomycota, Sordariomycetes, Glomerellales, Glomerellaceae.
AUGGCUAGACUCUGGAACAUCCUCAGGGAGAGGGCCGAAGGGGAUGCAAAGCCAAACAUCUCUCGGAUGGGAGCAUUCCACCGGCACCGCAAUCCUAAUCGAAUCGCGCACGCUUUGCAAGAAGUUACAGCAGCGAGAGGGAAUAUGGCGCCGAGAGAGCGAGCGCUGGCUCUCAAAGCCGGAACGGAGCCCUCUCGCCCUCACAUGGCCUUACGCAAUAGCUUGCAUGAUCAGCGACCUCGUCACCGAAACGACGAUGAGUACGAGCGAAAGGGUCGAGAGGAAGAGCCUCGUCGCAGACGGAUCAGAUCAAGCCGUGCCUCAACUGGCCCGAAGGCACUCUCGCAGCCUGUCGCGAAGAACGCCGAAGGAGCCGUUCACGGUCAUCAUGUGCUCUCCAUCCCUCAAAAAAGAUUCAUGCUUCAUCCGAAUGACUCUGAUCUGAGCCUCGUCGCAUCUGCUACCAACUAUGCAUCAUCGGUGGCGCAAGUCCAAGACGAUUGCCGGGAGUCCGAGAUCCCCGUUCACCUCGACGACAACAAUGAUGGCUACUACUGUUGCGAUUGUGGUAUUCGCCGGUCCGAUGAGCAUCACAAGAUCCGAAAAUUUCGUCUCGGAGAGCCAGACUGGCGCAACUUUUGCAGCUCAUGCCACGAGAAGCACCUGGCUAGUCGCGAUCACAAGAAGCUCAAGCAGUACGGCCAUUUCUGCUUCGGUUGCGGCUUUGCUAGAUCUUCUCGCUUCAACAAGGAGCAUCCCAUCCAACGUGGCCAGAAGCCUGUCAAAAACUUCUGCUCCCACUGCAUGAAGCGAAGAUCCAAAAGGGCUACCAUCCCCACGGAAACUGUGCUCGGAUUUUCAUCUGAUGACAGCGAUUCUGGUUCGGACGAAGAUUCGGAUGAGCAUCUCCGUGCGCAGACAUCGAAACCUUCUGCCCAGCAUCGGACCGCUGAAGAUGAGUCUGAGAGCGUGGCUAAGUCCAGUCCUCCUGAAUACCUGGGCAACACUACCAGUUCCCGCCGCGAGUCGAUUGACGUGUCUCCGUCGGCCUCUGUUCGGUAUCGACUGCACAAACGUCGAUCUGUCCGUGAGACCACCGUCACCGAUGAGAACGACGCCGCUUCCCAGGACUCCGUCUCUGUCGCUGGUGAUGAUGUGGUCUCCGAGAUCAGCAACAACUACCACUCGCCCUUGGUGGAGGAAGCUCCCGACACGUCAACCCUCGAGCCAGACGUUGCGCAGGUGGCUGCUCCCGCCGCUGGUUUGGCAACUUCCAAUCAAGUUCCCCUUGCACCUCGAACACCUAGCCCGCAAACGACACCCAAGGCGCGGCCCAAAAUUGUGAAGGAUAGUGCUCUCGGAUCUUCGUUCUGCUCCGAGCAGGAUUCGCCCUCCAAACGGGCCACCUUCAACGAGCGUGUCGAGGUUCGCACAUCCCCGACUUACUGGCAGAGACAGCACUCACAAAACGAUGAUUGUUACUCGAACUUUCUCCACGAGCAGUACCAUGAGGAUCUUCGCGACGGAAACAAAGCUAUUCCGCUGAAUGACCCUUUGAAAGAUCCAGACGGAUUCUCGGCGAGACGCUUCCAAGUACCCUGCACCGAGCCGCCCCGUUACAACCCGGACGAAGAGAGCUUCAAUUCCUGGAGCACGCCUUCCACCGGAUACGAUGCCUUUGCGACUACUAAGGGAGGAUGCAACAACAGUCCGCUCGCGGGACUCGGUUCCAACGCCCGAUCGCGCUCAUACAACACGCACGACGAGCCCUUCUCCAGCCUCCGCGAUCGCGACCCAGACUUGUUUGAUGAGCAGAGAUUCGACCCUCGUAACAGACAGUCGCAGCCGCGUACCAACCAAGGCUCUUACUGCAAUCAAGGAAAGGAGAACCAGCCUUACUCGACAACCUUCGCAGCAUCCGCUGAUGGUUUUUCAUCGCACAAUCACUCUGCAUACCACGAUGGCUUUGCUGGAUCUCAUACCACGAACUGGUCCUCUGGCUACGGCAGCAACUCCUUUGCCAGCCACGCCAAGCCUUCUCACGAAGAUGCUUCUGCCACUUGGGACACCCCGACACCUCAGACUUCUUCAUUCUCAAACCAGCCUGGCUCAAAGUGGUUCGAUCAGCCUACCGGAGAUGCCAACCAUACUCAACAACACCACCAGCCGCGAUUUGCACGCAAGUCUUGGGGAAAGAAGCCAUCUCACACUCAUGGUACCUCGAACCAGUUCAAGAGUCAAUUCUCAACCAGUGGCGCUGACUACUCGGCUCAGCAAGAGCCGAAGUGCACGUACGAAACUUCCGAAGGUGUCGCUCACUCAUUCGAGUUUCCUAGUGCCACCAGUGGCACUCAGUCCUCGCUCAGUGAGCCCCAGCUCCCUCCUACCGGUUUUGCUAUGGAAAUCCCGGACGACAUGUCCGAGACGGAUGUACAGACCAUGUUCAUCCCCGGCUACGACGACUACGUCCCUUGCCGGGCGACAGACUCGGCCUAA